Messenger RNA from Pipistrellus kuhlii (Kuhl's pipistrelle), 3340 nucleotides. It is a transcript of the gene PANX1, whose product is annotated as pannexin 1. Bases 589 to 1812 code for a protein of 407 amino acids. Gene Ontology annotation, molecular function: channel activity. NCBI's taxonomy places the organism in Eukaryota, Metazoa, Chordata, Mammalia, Chiroptera, Vespertilionidae. The record is from RefSeq and is a predicted model, not a curated record. Gene Ontology annotation, biological process: positive regulation of interleukin-1 production; monoatomic cation transport. The transcript is spliced from 5 exons.
CAGACUGAGGUCCUUCUACGGUGGGAAGAUCUCUUUGGAGAUGCAGAUACCCGGGGCGCGGGAUGCUGCCGUGCCCCUCCGCCUCGCGUCACCGCGGUUUCCGGGAACUCCACGCCCCCCGGGUCCUCCCCCGGCCUCCGGGUUCCGGAAAAGCGCAGCCGAGCGGGCAGAGCACGCGGGCCGGCCCGGGAGCAGCUUCAGCCGCCGGGCGGAGGGGAUCCGGGGCCCGGGCUAGAGCGGAGAGCCUUGUUCCCGGGUUGAUUCUCGCGCCUCGGGGCAGCGGAGCAGCGGAGCAGCGCGGGGCGGCGCGCGCGUGGCGGGACCUGCGCGGGCCGCGCGCGAGGGCGGGUCUGCGCGGCGGCGGCGGCGGCGGGGCGCGCAGAGGCCGUGCGCCCGGCAGAGGCGCUGGCUGCCGCGCGCGCCGAGGCACAAAGGCUGGUGUGCAGGCCGCCGGCGGAGGUGGCAAAAGGAAAGCGAAAGCCUCGGCGGGGCCCGGCGUGAAGGCUCCCAAGCGCUGCGCUCCCAACACCGACAGCUCCCGCGCCUGCCCUCGGGGGUCUGAGGGACCCAGCCCGGCGCGCCGCGGCCAUGGCCAUCGCGCACCUGGCCACCGAGUACGUGUUCUCGGACUUCUUGCUGAAGGAGCCCUCGGAGCCCAAGUUCAAGGGGCUGCGGCUGGAGCUGGCCGUGGACAAGAUGGUCACGUACAUCGCCGUGGGGCUGCCGCUGCUGCUCAUCUCGCUGGCCUACGCGCAGGAGAUCUCCAUCGGUACACAGAUCAGCUGCUUCUCCCCGAGUUCUUUCUCCUGGCGCCAGGCUGCCUUCGUGGAUUCUUACUGUUGGGCUGCCGUUCAGCAGACGGGCUCCUUGCAGGGCGACCCUGGAAUCCUCGCCCUGUGCCUACACAAGUUCUUCCCCUACAUCCUGUUGCUGGUCGCCAUCCUGCUCUACCUGCCCUCCCUGUUCUGGCGCUUUGCAGCUGCUCCGCACAUUUGCUCAGAUUUGAAGUUCACCAUAGAAGAACUUGACAGAGUGUACAACCGCGCCAUUAAAGCCGCCAAGAGCAUGUGUGACCGCGACCUGAGAGAUGGUCCCUGCGCAGUUCCCGGUUCUAAUGAGAACGUAGGACAAAGUUUGUGGGAGAUAUCUGAAAGCCACUUCAAGUACCCAAUCGUGGAACAAUACCUGAAGACAAAGAAAAAAUCUAAUAACUUGAUUGUCAAGUACAUCACCUGCCGGUUGCUGACCCUCAGCAUUAUAGUGUUAGCAUGCAUCUACCUGGGCUAUUACUUUAGCCUCUCCUCCCUCUCCGACGAGUUUGUCUGCAGCAUCAAGACAGGGAUCCUAAGAAACGACAGCACCGUCCCCGAUCGGAUUCAGUGCAAACUCAUCGCCGUCGGCAUCUUCCAGCUGCUCAGUUCCAUUAACUUGGUGGUUUACAUCCUGCUGGUCCCCGUGGUUGUCUACACGCUGUUUGUUCCAUUCCGGCAGAAGACGGAGGUUCUCAAAGUGUAUGAAAUCCUGCCCACUUUCGGUGUUCUGCAUUACAAGUCUGAAGGGUACAACGACUUGAGCCUCUACAACCUUUUCUUGGAGGAGAAUAUAAGUGAACUCAAGUCAUACAGGUGCCUCAAGGUACUGGAGAAUAUUAAACGUGACGGCCAGGGCAUCGACCCCAUGGUUCUCCUGACUAACCUUGGCAUGAUCAAGGUGGAUGCCGUCGACGGCAAAAAUCGCAAGCAGUCUGAGAUGACGGGAGAGGAGCAGGGGAACCAGACGGCAGAGCUCAAAGACAUAUUCUUUCCAUUUUGACAGAUUUGAAUGCACACAGUGAAACUAAAGCAAAUAAUGGGGAGCAGAAUGCUCGACAGAGACUCCUGGAUUCUUCUUGCUGAUGAUCGUUUUCAGGAACUUCAGAGCCGUGACUUCUGUGAUGUGGGAUUCAUUUUGGCUGCAGCGCUUCUGCUGGGCUUCAUCUGGUUCGCAGGAAAUGGCUCUUGGUAAUGGCGGGACACUACUUACAGAGUCCCUGAUGAAAAUGAUGGCCCUCCAAAUGCUGUAGGAGAGCCGUCUAUGCACUUCCUUUGAGAAGCGAUGCAGAGAUGAGUAAGCCGCAGCAAGUAUGUGAGCUCUCAUCAGAUGAAAAGGGAAGAGACUAAUCAGAGUAAGAGUGGUAGCCCUUUUUGUGCCUCAGAGCAACACCUUUCUGUACCGAUGGGGUGAUGAGACUCGGGAAAGCAUGGACAUGGGAGACUUGUUUUGUUUUGUGAAAUAAUAAUAAGCAUGUCAGACCACAACUCUGUGCACCUCCUACGUGCCCUCGGUACUGCUGGACAAGGAAAACGUUCACUGGCUGUGGACCCAGAGGCGGACCUGCUCUUGGGAGAAACUUGUCCUAAACUGGGAGAGACGCACACCCUGGCGCUCUCUACAUUGUCACCUGAGAGCCUUGGCCAGCCACACUAACCGCUGUUCGUUGCAGCUUGGUAUGCCCUUGUGCUGCUCUGCCUGACAAGUUAGUUUAUAAGACAGAGUCUAAAGGGUACUGAAUUGUAACUUCUGUGCCGGAAAGAAGGCUUCUGAAAGAGCCCUUGAGGAAAUCCGGACAUUCAGCACAGGUUGAUUCAGGCACUGUCCAAGGGGCGUUCACAGUGCAGUCCCUGUUAGCAAAAGCAUUUGAAACAGGGUGCUGCGUAAACAAACUUAACUGAACACAGAAUGUUUAAAAUGAGGAACGUUUUACCUUCUGUGAUCAGAACGUAUAAAUGACAGCUGCCAUACCGUGUGCCUGAAGCCAGCACAGGUUGGCAGUGUAUUUUAUUUAUAUUUAAGCACAUCUUUUACACAUUUAAUUUAGUGUCAUACGGUGUCAGAAUUGAGGCCAUUUGGGAAGAGCAUUCUAACAUUGAUGGAGAAUUAUAGAAUAAAUGUGACAAAAGGGUACCUAUUAUAAAUACAAGUGUUAUUUUGUAAACAUUUUCAAGCUAAGAAUAUAUAACAACUCUAACCAAUUCUGACCAUGUAAAGACAUCCUAACUAUGUUUACAUUUUAUACAAACUUUUAAAAAAUGACAUCUGUGGACCUCCCCAUUUUUAUUCUUAGAGAGUGAACACAUUGCUAAUGUAAGCAAUCCUCAGGUACCUCGAAGUUUACAUGUGGCUCUUAGGGACAGUGUUGACCUGAUGGAAUAACAGUUUUGUGAAGAACAAAAGUUAUAUAAGCUGCUCUUUGUCUUUCAAAAUACUCACAAAGGCAGGCAGGUUUCAUUUGUGCUUCUGUGAUGGUUUCUGAGAUGGAGAGCUAAUAAUAAAUAAUUAAGGAUGCAAUCUAUGCUUUAAA